This is a messenger RNA of Ostreococcus tauri, 1221 nucleotides long. RefSeq names its product Drug/metabolite transporter. Gene Ontology annotation, cellular component: membrane. Lineage: Eukaryota; Viridiplantae; Chlorophyta; Mamiellophyceae; Mamiellales; Bathycoccaceae. The record is from RefSeq and is a predicted model, not a curated record. Bases 1 to 1221 code for a protein of 406 amino acids. The transcript has a single exon.
AUGCGCGCGUCUGUAUCCGCCAACGCUUGCGCGCGCCCGAACCUCGCCGAGCGCACGCGAGGGUCGAGACGUGGACGAGGUUUCUUGACCUCGGCGCGAGCGAAGAGUUCGAGCGUCGCCGCCGUUGUCGUCAAGGCGAGGACGGCGAAUGCGUCGCGUUGGGUGAGCCCACAUGCGACGUGGACGGCGUCAAGAACGGCGCGGUCGCGCACGCGCGCGGUGCGAGCGAGCGCGGUGCUCACGGGAGAAGGUGACCAGGAGGAGCGGGACAGAAAUGCGGGGAGACUUCUGCUCGUCAGCGUCGCCGCGAUGUACGGAACGCUGAGUGUUUGCCUGAAGAUGGUGUUUGAGACCGCUGGGGCGCCCACGGCCGGGGUGUUGGGCGGUAUUCGAGGGUUGAUGACGGUGCUGUGCUUCACACCCAUGCUCCUCGCAAAGGGCUCAAAGGGCGGACCAGAGUACACGCAGGGCGCCGGUUUCUGGCGCGCAGCGUGCGAGUUGGCGCUGUGGAACCUCGGUAAUCAGGGUUUGUGCAACGUUGCUCUGCUGUUCACGGACGCCACGCGGGUGAGUUUCUUCACACAAGCCUCCAUUGCGUUCACACCCUUCAUCGCGAGUAUUGGCGGGGAUAAAGUGCGACGCAUGACUUGGCUCGGGUGCGUGCUCGCGUUCGUCGGCGUCGCCGUCCUAGGUAUGGAUGGUGGCGCGAGCACUGAGCUCGCGGGAUUCGCUAGUAGCUUCAAUUUUGGUGAUUUACUCUCUAUUGCAGGCGCGGCAUCUUAUUCAAUGUAUGUCUACCGAAUCGGACACUUCGCUAAGGCAGGUUUCUACGGACAGGGAUUGCAGGUGUGGAAGAACGCGUUUUUGGCAGCCAUGUACGGUGGUUGGGCACUCUACGACAUCUUCGCCUUCUCCAGCGGCGUCCCAGGCGCCGCCGUUCCGUUUGCCGCGUGGGGUAACCUGAAGAUUUGGGCACUCCUCGCGUUCUCUGCCGUCAUUCCGGGUUGCCUCGCGGAUUUGACGCAAUCCAAGGGUCAGGAGACCGUCUCCGCCUCCGAGAGCUCUGUAUUACUCGCCGGUGAGCCGCUCUUCGCGGCUCUUUUCGGUGCAAUCACUCUAGGUGAGUUCUUGGGUCCAAUGGGCUACGCAGGCGGUUCUCUGAUCGUUCUCGGCGGGCUCGUGGCGAGCGGCGUCUUCGGAUCGAAAAAGGUGGAAGCGUGA